AUGUCCGAAUCACUAAAUACUUCUGCUACUACAAAUGAUGAUCAAUUCUAUUGUCAUCUUCAUCAUGGUGAAGAAGAACAUGAACAUGAUGAUGAAGGGGUGAUUAAUUUUUGUGAAAUAAUGUCAAAUACUAAAUUAUCCGAUAUUAAUGAUCAAAAUUGUAAACAAACAAUGUGUUUAUAUUAUUUUUUAAAUAAGGAUCAGGAUGUUAGUGAUGGUGAAUUUAAAAUAAUGAAAUUUAAUAAUCAAUUAAAUUUAACUAUUGAACAAAUUGUUCAUCCACAAAAUUUGGCAUCAACUGCUAUGUUUUUAAUUAAUAUAUGUGGAAUUAAUCAUUUAUAUUAUUUUAAAUAUUGUAUUGCCGAUGAUGAUGAAAAUUCUCAUAUUGAACACGAAUUUAAUUCUUCUAAUGAAGUUUUUAUUAAUGAACAUUUAAAAUUAGUACCAUUUCCAUUUAGAAAGAAUGAAUUUGUUACUAAAUUUGAUAAAAGUGGAACCUUAAUGAAAACUAAUCUAAAUUCUAUUUGGGAUAGUGAAGGUUCUAUCAUUAGUGUUAAUAAUAAUACACUUGAACAUUCUUACCUAAUGGUUAAUGAUCAAAGCAAUAUCAAAUAUAUUGAAAAUUUCAAUGAUGAAAUAAUUCAUUUUGAACGAAAUGGCCAUCGUAUAUUUUUAACUAAAAGUGGUAAAAUAUAUGGUUAUGGAGAAAACUUGUAUAAUCAGUUAAAUCUAAAUGGGGGAAAUGAUAAUUUCAUUCAAUUUAUAUCAGACAUAUCAUUUGAUUCAUUGUCAUUUAAAAAAGUUAUACCAGGCCUUUUUAAAACUCAUUUCAUUACUGAAAAUGGUAAAUUAUAUGCAUCAGGUGAAAAUUCUGAUUACAAUUUAGGAUGUUCAGAAGGAAAAACAAGACAGGAAAUUCAUAAUGAUAUUUCAAUAGAUAAUGGAAAGUUUCAAUCAAAUCCUGCACGUAAAUGUGACAUAAUAGAUGAAAAAUAUGAAAUUGAACAUGUUUACCAAAUUGGAAUAAACGGGCUAAGCAUUUUCUUAACUAGGGAAAAGAAAUUAUUAGCAUGUGGAAAAUAUUUUGAUGAAAAUGGUAAUCAAGUUAUUUCAAUUGGUGAUAUCUAUCCACUAGAUGGUGAAAUCGAUCAAUUAUUCAUCUGUGCAAACAAGUAUUUACUUGUGAUUACUAAAAAUGGAAAGGUUCAUGUAAUUGGUAAAAGAAAUAUCGAUCCAAAGAAUUAUAACAAAAAAUCAACUCGUAUUUUAGAAGAUAGAUUUAUUGAAAGGGUCAAAACUCAAAUUGAAACUUUAAUUUCAUUGGACGAAAGAAUUUUUGGAAAAUUAGAAAUUUAUCCAAAUCCAUUUGAUAUGGGUUGUGUUUUGAAAUUGGAAAUGUCCUUGGAUUUGAUAAUAUUUUUCAAGUCGUUGAGAAGUCAAUCCCUCCAAAGCAAGACAGGCUUUUCAGAUUUAACUUUCAACUUUUGUUAA
This is a messenger RNA of Naegleria gruberi, 1491 nucleotides long. RefSeq lists its product as uncharacterized. The transcript has a single exon. Bases 1 to 1491 code for a protein of 496 amino acids. Lineage: Eukaryota; Heterolobosea; Eutetramitea; Acrasida; Naegleriidae. The record is from RefSeq and is a predicted model, not a curated record.